AUGGGACUAAUUUUAGAACGACUAAAAGAUCCAUUACAGGGCAGCACUCAAGUUUCAAAAUUUCCCGAUUUGUUUGAGUUACCACCAGAAUUGAGUUUGAAUAUAUUGAAACAUCUUAAUGCGACUGAUUUAUGUUUGGCGGCGUGCGUAUGGCAAACAUUGGCGAAUGAUGAAAUAUUGUGGCUAGGAUCAAACUGGACCUAUGCGUCAAUUUAUUCACGAGCACAUCGUGAAGGUAUUUCAUUUCGACGAAUCUAUUUGGCAUUAGACGAAGGUACGUUAACUUUCAAUGCCAAUUAUGCACAGGGUUUACAUUAUUUUAUCGAACACAAUCUAAUUGAUGAUAACGCUCUAGAAAUAAGUAAAUUUAUCCAUAACACAAGAAAAUUGAAAACCACUGAAAAACGAAAAUUGUUGCAAAAUCGACGGGAUAUCUUAGAAAGAUUAAUUGAAUUACAAUCGUAUGAAAAUCAAUUUCUACCAAAUGCAUUAAGAAAUUUUUUUGCAAAAUUAGAUGCUCCUGAAGAAAGAAAUGAAUAUUUAAGUAUAUUAAUUGAAAAUUUUUCCAAAAGAUUUUAUGAAUGUAACAAAGAACUUGGUUUAACGGCAGCCAGUCCACAUGUUAAAAAUAAAAUGUCAAAACGCGAAUUUAUCCGAAACACCAGACGUGCUGUAAAUGGUUUAAAUGAUGAAUUAGCUGGCCAUUUGUACGAUAAUAUUUAUCUUGUUGGACAUGUUGCACAAUCAACCAUUAAAAAUCAUAAAAUGAAACUUGAAUGUAAAGUUCGGGUGAUUGAUCGUAAAAAUGUAUCGAAUGGUUUUUCAGCAAAGACGAAAUCAUCCAGAGGUGUUAUUGGUUUAUCGAAAUCAGAUGAAUGGGUAUUUAUUAUACGUUUAUACAAAGAUAAUGUUGUUAAACGAUAUAAGAUUCGUGAUAAUGUUCAAACCGUAUUAAACAGAUGUGUAAACGAUGGUCUAUGUACAAUUCAGUUUAAAGAUCCGCCACAUGAUAUUCAGUUAUCUGAAGCAAAUGUUGAAUCGUUAAAAACAUUUUUAUCUGGUAUACGUGUAACAUCAAAUGGUCUUGACUUACCAUCUACUGUUAAAUCAACAACAGUUGAUCAAGUAGUCAAAAUUCAACGUCCAACAACACAAAUGGAAAUUUCAAAUGCUAAAGAAUUUCCACAAUUAAAAGGUUUUCCGUCUACGUUAGAAAAAUUAAUUAUUAACAAUUCAUCGUUACGUACUCCUGUUGAUCAUCGUAUAUUCACUUUGAAACAUUUACAUUAUUUAGAUUUAAGUCAUAAUACUAUCACUGAAUUACCUGAACGAAUUCAUUUUGAUCAUUUACAUACGUUUAUAUGCACGAAUAAUCAAUUAAAUUGUUUUCAUGAAAUGAUAUGUCCAAAAUUACGUUAUUUAGAUUUAUCCCAUAAUUUCUUGGAUAAAAUUUAUUUAACCAUAUUGAAACUAACAUCCUUAGAAAAAUUAAAUUUAUCUAAUAAUCAAAUUAGUUAUAUUCCAAAACAGUUACAACGAUGUUUAUCAAAUUUACAAACACUCAAUAUUAGUCAUAAUCAAAUACGUUCGAUACCAAAUUCAUUUAGCAGCCGAAAUCGAAAACUACAUACAUUAAAUUAUUCUGGUAAUCCACUAAUGAAGGACAAAUGUGUUUUGUACAAAAAUUUCAAUAUAACAUUGGUUGAAUUAGCAUUAAGAACUAUCAUCAAAAAUAGAAUACCCUAUGAUAUGAAUUGUUUACCAAAAUCAUUAUGUGAAGUACUGGUUAAUUAUGAAUUGUGCACGCAUUGUGCACUGCCUUGUUUAACACGUUAUGGUGAAAUUGUUGUACCAAAACAACUAUCAAUGAAUGGUAUCACGGUUCAUACAGAUAUGAACCAAACAUUUGCUGUUCCAUUACAAGAACGUUAUUGUUCAAACAGAUGUUUGUUAUAUGGAUUAAAGCGAGCUGGUAUGUCAGUCAGAUAA
Molecule: messenger RNA, 1989 nt
Organism: Didymodactylos carnosus
Lineage: Eukaryota; Metazoa; Rotifera; Eurotatoria; Philodinida; Philodinidae
Source: the annotation of a GenBank genome assembly